Messenger RNA from Fusarium falciforme, 3240 nucleotides. RefSeq lists its product as hypothetical. Gene Ontology annotation, molecular function: zinc ion binding; L-iditol 2-dehydrogenase (NAD+) activity; DNA binding. The record is from RefSeq and is a predicted model, not a curated record. Bases 1 to 3240 code for a protein of 1079 amino acids. Lineage: Eukaryota; Fungi; Ascomycota; Sordariomycetes; Hypocreales; Nectriaceae. Gene Ontology annotation, biological process: DNA-templated transcription; D-sorbitol catabolic process. The transcript has 2 exons.
AUGUCGAACAACCCGAAUAUCAGCAGUCACAAUGCGGUUGUGUUACACGGCGCUCAAAAGUUGGUCGUCGAGCGUGUCGAAACGGCGGCCCCACGGCCUGACGAGGUCCAGAUCGCACCGAGAGCGACAGGAAUCUGCGGAACAGAUCAGCACUACUAUCAGAAUGGACGAAAUAGUAUUUACGAAGUCACUGAGCCUCUUAUUCUGGGACACGAGGCUGCAGGGGAGGUGGUAGCCGUUGGUUCCCAGGUAACAAACAUCCGUGUUGGGGAUCGUGUCACGUUGGAACCUCAGCAGGCGUGUCUGUGCUGCGAACAUUGCCUCGACGGCAGGUAUAAUCUCUGCAGUCGGAUGCGAUUCAAUGGAUCUGCAAGCGCGAAGCCUCCAGUACAAGGGUCCCUUCAAGAACGCCUUAAUCAUCCUGCUAGAUUGGUCUACAAGCUCCCGGAUGGCGUCUCAUAUGAAGAGGCGGCUUUGAUUGAGCCUCUGUCGGUAGCAAUCCACUCAGUCCGCAAGGCGAGAAUACACGCUGGACACUCGGUUCUGGUCUUUGGAGCCGGUGCAGUUGGUCUGCUCUGUGCUGCUGUGGCUAAAGCGUCGGGAGCAGCGUCAGUAGCCAUGGUUGAUGUCGAUGAGGCCAGGCUUGAGUUUGCCAAGGACCAGAACCUUGCCGAUAUGACCUACGCACGCCUUCCGGGGGGCGAGGGACAGAGAGGAUUGAAAGUGGAUGCAGCUUUUGAAUGCACCGGCGUCGAGGCAUGCCUGAAUGCCUGUAUCGGAGCCACCACGGCCGGAGGAAGGGUGGUGGUUGUCGGGCUCGGUAGACCGAUGCAGACGCUCAAUCUGGGGUUGGCGGUCGUCAGGGAAGUGGAGCUACUUGGGGUCUGGAGAUAUGCCAACACCUUUCCGACAGCCAUCAACCUGCUGGCUGCCGGCCGACUCGACCUCAAGUCUCUCGUCACGCACAGGUUCGAUUUACUGGACGCCGAGAAAGGUCUGCAGCUAGUUCUAGCCAGGCAACAGCCCCUUGCCCCUGUGUCCGAGGACGAGGGCGAGGGCGAACCUGUGAGCGCCGGUGUUAUCACAGCAGAAGCGAGCCGAGCACGGGAAGGGGAAGGUCGGCAACCAGCAACAGACGCCUCCCAGUUGGCGCAAGCGCUGGAAAAUGAUAUCGUGGCCCCCCAGGAACCCGAGUCUGCGGCACAAGAUACUAUGGACAUGGACCGUCAACUUCGAGACACCCGUCACAAUUCCAUGCAGGCAGUAUCGGAAGUGCUGGCUCAAUCGCCUACAUGCCGUUCUGACGUUGCGGAUCCGAAUAAUGCCGCUCGGUCUGCCAUGCCUGACCCGUCCCCCCGUCGCCUUUCUCUCCACGAGGCUGCAGGCCAGAAUCUCUCGUCACCGGGCUCUGACGUGUCUCACUCGACCACCUCGUCGUACCGCGAGAUUAGUUGGCCCGCCAUGUUCGAUCACUUCCUCGACACCCGCCGGCGAGACCGAGAGAGGCUUAUUGACAAAUGCUCCAUCACUUACCUGGGCGAGUCUUUCCCCUUGGCCAUGGUACUGGAGGAUCUGGAGGAGGGUGGUACCAUCAAGUUGCACUACCCUGGGCCCCCUGUGCCCGAGCCAGCGUCCCAGCGCGAUCAACUUCCUGCUGAGCAGCACCCAGCUCACAUGAAUGAUGACGAGAUCCGCAGUCUCACGACAAAGGGUGCUUUUGAGUAUCCCCAGGCUGAGAUCUUGGACGGCUUGAUGACAGUGUUUCUGGAUCGAGUCUACCCAUUGUAUCCUAUCGUCAAUCGACUCGAGUUCCUCAAUCAAGUCGGCAGCAAGACGACGCCAUGGCUCUUGUUGCACGCUGUCUGUUUCAUCGCAUCAACCUUCAGCCCAAUAUCUAUACUGCAUCAAGCCAGGUUCGACAGCCGUAAACAGGCGCGCUAUCAUUACUAUAGCAGAGCCAAGGCACUCUUCGAUGCGGGCUAUGAGGUCAACAAGAUUGUGACGCUGCAAAGCACCAUCCUACUUGCAUUCUGGGCUGGGGGACCAAACAACUUUUGGAACUGCUACAGCUGGAACAGCACCAGCGUCACUAUUGCCGAAGGCCUUGGACUUCACCGUUCCAUGGCCAAUGCCAAUAUCAACCCUCAAGAUCGUAGCCUUUUACGUCGCUUGUGGUGGACCCUUGUCAUUCGCGAUGCCUCUUGCGGCGCCCUCUUUGGACGACCCUUUCGGAUCAACAUGGAGUUCUGCGAUACCGAGAUGCUGACCAUGGACGACUUCAAAACCGACUCUGGGAGCCUCGAAUUUGCUGACAAUCCCCUCAAGCCAACCUACGGUCUGUAUCAGAUACACGUGGCCAGGCUAUCCAUCAUUCUACGCAGCAUCAUUGCUUCACGCUUCGCCCAGCGCAAUGAGGUACAACCUGACCUCAUGAACCAGCUACAGUGCUGGCUACGGGAGCUGCCAGCCAGUUUGCGGUGGGACGACGCUGCCCACACAACAAAUGUCUUCUCGUGGUGUCUCUCGAUCCUUUACGAUCAUCAUGUCAUUCUCUGCACUCUGGGCCACCUAUCGUCAGGUAGCCACCGUCUGGACCCUGGGAGCUCGGCCCCAUUCCACGGCCGCUCUGGCUCAGUCUCCAGUGUCUCGCCCUGGGCGUUGAGGGAAGGCAAGGGCUGCGCAUCUACCAUUGAUUCCGCAGCGCAGCGGAUUCUUACGCUUGCUUGUGGCAUCGUUCGAAGAUCGGCAACCCUCACCUUGCCGCACGAGGCAUAUCCCGGCCUGUUUCUGGCUGAAGUCGUAUUUUAUACGCAGAUGAAGAGCAGUAGUCCUUCUCGGGCCCAGCUAGGGCAAUCAUCGAUGAUGAUGUGCCAAAUGGCAUGGCACAACAUCAGUGACGCUUGGGAUUCGACGCCCUGGGUGAUGAGACUCUUUGACAACCUCGUCUCCAACACGCAAAACGAUGUGCAGGGUCCGCCGCUCAAUGGCGAUGGCCAGUCCGCUGACCCCAAUCCCGCCGAGAUUCACGCCGGUUCAAGAAUACCGGGAUUGGCUCUGGUGGCUGGUAUGCCUGAUGACAUCAUCCCAGACAUACAAGACAUGGACACAGGCUUCAUGGAAGACUCCUGGCAUACCCACCCAAUGCUGUCGUCCUUCCUGGAAACCAACUUGAAUUGGGGAGACGCUAAUAUGGGGCCUACUUUUCUUGACCCAGGCAUGGUUGACCAACAACAGGUGUGA